CGAAACUGGUAGUCGUGCUGCUUCUAUUUUGGGGAUUUUUUUAAUCAGUACGAAGAGUUAGAUCGGCAAAGCUAUUCUUAUACUCUGUAGAGAGUCGAGCGCUCCCGGCCAAGUGACAGCCAGUCAAGUACCCAGACCCGAUACCAUCCGAUCUAGACUAUUCCGGAUCCUUCCACCCUCAAACAUGUCUGUACUAUCACAAGAUGUUCAAUCCAAGCUUCGUGGUAUCGUCGACGAGUACACGACCGGGGGUUCUGAGAGCAAGAUCCCAGGUCUCGUCUACUCCGCGUUCAGAAAUGAUGGCGAGCCAAUCUUUCAACAUUACUCUGGUUUGAGGGGAGUCACCUCAGAAAGCCCCAUGUCAGAAGAGACUAUUUUCUUCAUGGCAUCUUUCACAAAACUGGCAACAUCAGUCGCGUGCAUGCAACUCGUCGAGCAAGAGAAGUUGCGCUUAGAUGAUGCUGAUCAAGUUGAAGCCAUCUGCCCUGAGCUACGGGAUGUCAAGGUGUUGACUCGGAAUGAGGACGGAAAACUUGACCUUGUUGAGAAAGUUAGAAGAAUUACUCUUCGGAUGCUUCUCACUCACACGGCUGGUUUUGGAUAUGCUUUUGAGGACGAGAAGCUGGCCGAGUUCGGUCGCCCCAUUGGGUUUGAUGACUUCUCCGGAGAAGCAAUUGACACAGCAAAUCGACCUCUGGUGAACCAGCCUGGUGAGACGUUUCAAUACGGAGUCUCAAUGGAUUGGGUUGGCGUGAUAAUUGAACGCACGUAUAAGAAGUCACUUGAGGAAGUCUUCAGAGAGCACAUCUUCAGGCCCCUGGGGAUGAAUCAUGUCACUUUCCAUCCUUCACAUGAAGACAAGUCGAAUUUGGCGUAUAUGCAUCGCAGAAGCCCAAGUGGCAAGUUGACUACUACAGAUCACUUUUAUCGACGUCCGCUUCUUGCUCAGGAUGACGAGAAGGUUCCAUGCGCUGGAGGACACGGGUGCUUUGGGAGACCAGCAGAAUUUGGGAGGCUCAUUUCACUGCUGUUGAACGAUGGGCUGGAUGCACAAACUGGGGUUCGGCUACUCAAAGCUGAGACCGUGGAUAACAUGUUCACUGAUCAAAUCCCCGAUAAACCACGAUUCAGCAACGUCAGUGUCCCCGUGGCCAAACCAGAACUGGCAAACCCAACUCCCUUGACCCCAAUGCCCGAUGAUCACACCGAGGGCUGGAGUUUAUCAUUUUCUAUCAACCACUUCCCAGAGUCAACUGGCCGUGCAGCUGGAUCAGCGUCUUGGGAGGGACUGGCUAAUCUCUUCUGGUUCGCUGAUCGCAAGAACAAUAUUGGUGGCAUUAUCGCUAGCCAAAUUCUUCCAUACGGUGUCAGCAUGGCGACUGCGGCAUUAAAUAAGCGACCGCAUGACCUCGUUACAAAGCUCGCUUCCGCCCCUCUGUCAUCAAUACUUAUUUCUCUGGUGACGUUCGCCUUUCAAUCGAGCACUGUUCUGUACAAGACUGUUCGCAGUUUCAAAACCCAGGACGCCAACGCGCGCGCACUCAAAACUGAGCUAAAUGAUCUCACUGGAGUAUUGCACUCGCUCCUGGAGACAGUUACAAAUUACCCUGAGAUCAAUUUCGACUCUCUUGAAUUACCUCUACUGCGUUGUGGAAAGACUUGUGAGGAGUAUGGCAAGCUUAUUGCUCGGUGCACAAAACAUUCCAAUGGAACUCGGCCAAGCUUCCGGGACUGGAUUGGCCAGCAGUAUCUGAAGGGAGAUAUCACAGACUUUAGAGACAUGCUUGCUGGAACUAUUACGGCUGUUACGCGCAAUGUCAUCGACGAAUACAAAGACAUGAUAGAUGAUACAACCGCCGACCUACAAAGACACAUGCAGCGGCUGGAUGAGAGAGCACGUAGCCUGGCUAUCCCCCCGGCUGAAAGCGUCGAGUCUGACAGCACUGACUGGCUUGCUCUGUUUGAAGAGAAAGAAAGUACUCGAAAGGGCCUCCAGAUCUGCACUGAGCUAUCCUUGCACAUCGAAGCACUCGAGUCAACAUCCAGCGAGAACCCACAGUUCUCCAAACAGCCUUCAGCAGAUAAAUACAUCAAGAGUAGUUUGAGUUCUGCCAAGAGUUCUAUUAGUACGUUGGAAUCGCGUCUCAGAAGCCACGGAAACGAAAUUGAUAAGAGGAUGGAUGCCAUGAAACUGAAAACGGACCUCUCUGAAGAUGAUAUCAACGAACUGGCACAACUACGGGAGACGAAGGAAAGCAUUCAUCAAUGCAUGAACGUGGUUGCUAAUGCCGGCGAGGAUUUGGCCAGGGAGCGCGCUAACGUCUUUGAAGACAUAACAAUGGCUGACAAUGCGUACGGUAUCACGGUUUCAACCGUGAAGGACCUGGUUUUCGCAAGGCGAGUCAAUGUGCAAGGCCAGGCGCGUUAUGUGGGUGGGCAAAUAGACGAGGCAAGCUAUAACGCAACCAUCACCGCACUUACCGACUUGGACCGAGGAAGCGCACAAUAUGGAGGGCGGGAUAUUACAUUGGUGUCUUCGAAAGACGAAGCGGCCAAGAAGCCCGUGACAUCCCAAGCCUUUCUUGAACGUCAUGGCCCUGGCGUUAAACUUGAACCGUCUGAUCCUAUUUCAUUAUUAUGUAACGAUUAUCUUGACAUUAUGGCCUCUCGGUCUGAAGAGCGUGACGCUCAGUUCAACGCCCUCAUCGAUGUUCUGCACAGUGUCAAAAGCGACAUAUUCGAUCCGUUCACCAUCACUCGGACGUACUAUGAGUCUGCAGGAGUUCAGAUCGGUGUCGAUUUUUUAAUUCCUCGUCAACUCAAAACCCACAACCCGCCAGUCGUCGUCAGGAUUCACGGCGGCUUUCUGAUCACCGGCUCAAGUUUGUUUCCUGCUUGGUUCUCCAAAUGGGUUCUUGACUUUGCAGAGGAGCAAGAUGCUGUUAUCAUCAGUCCCAACUACAGGCUUCUUCCUGAGGUGAAGGGUCGAGAUAUUAUUCAUGACAUGGGGAACUUCUGGAAUUGGGUGCACUCUGGAGGACCUUCCCGUCAUCUCGCAGCAAUUGGGCAACACAAGCUUCAAUUGAACCUUAUCAGGACCCUUGUCGUUGGCGAAAGUGCCGGCGGAUAUCUGGCUCUACAGUCUGUUCUGUCAGGUUUUGUGAGACCCAAGGCGAUUAUAGCCCUUUACCCAAUGGUCGAUAUGAAAGCGGCUCACUUCAGCGAGUCCUAUGCCAAGUCAAUCGUUGGUGUACCAAACUAUCCCAAUCAAGAUGUCAAUAAGUUUCUUUCCGCCACCGUUGUGAAGCCUGCAAUCACUGAGGCAGAUCCGCCUGUGCGACUUGACUCGGCCAUGGCAGUCGUGCACAAUGGGCGCUAUCUGGAACUUCUCGGUGAGGACCCUGACUUAUUCAUCCUUGAUCGGAUCAAGAAGGUGGCCUCAACUUCAAAUUAUGAGAAAUCCUUGUUUCCGCCACUAUUUCUGCUUCACGGCGAGGAGGAUACCGCAGUGCCUGUUGAUGGUACGCGGAAGCUGGUAGAUUACCUGCAACGGUUUGACCCAAGUACUCAAAUUCAUCUGGCUAUCAGGCCUGGAGACCAUGGGUUUGACUUUACAGCUACCAUUGACGAGCCUUGGUUGAGGGAAGGUUUGGAUUUUGUCGUUGGUCCAUGGCUAGGUAGCAGGAGUCUUAUAUAGACUACAAUAACCCAAA
Molecule: messenger RNA, 3713 nt
Organism: Fusarium oxysporum Fo47
Lineage: Eukaryota; Fungi; Ascomycota; Sordariomycetes; Hypocreales; Nectriaceae
Product: beta-lactamase/transpeptidase-like protein
Exons: 11
Coding region: 185-3697 (1170 amino acids)
Molecular function (GO): hydrolase activity
Source: RefSeq, a predicted model, not a curated record